Molecule: messenger RNA, 4589 nt
Organism: Salvelinus fontinalis (brook trout)
Lineage: Eukaryota; Metazoa; Chordata; Actinopteri; Salmoniformes; Salmonidae
Product: zinc finger protein 185-like
Exons: 20
Coding region: 1665-3587 (640 amino acids)
Source: RefSeq, a predicted model, not a curated record
GUUCAGUUGUGAUAUCACUUAAAGGGCGGGGGAGAGGGAGUCCAGGGUUUUAGGUUGAAAUGCCUGACAUUCCUUCUAGUAUAAUGAGCCAUGGUGAGACUCACUGCUGCUAGGCUGAGCUGUUCAACUGGUUUAGCCCUCGGAGUGUAGGAGAGAGAGAGGGGGAUGAGAAAAGGGCAAGCAGGUACAAUAGACUUCAGUUUACACUGACUAUGAGCUGAAGUGAAACCUUGGCACUAAAACCCAAAUAGUUUCCUCAUCCUUAAACUCACUACUACAGUGAACCUGUAUGACUGAGUAAAGAGGCAAUGUGUAAAUUAACAUCCCUCCCAAGUCUCCACCCUAUACCAUUUGAAUAAGGCUGGGUGAGUAUGCAUGGGAUGUCUGGGAUUGUUUCUGUAGCUAAAUAAGGGUAGGGUUGUGUACUGUAAACACUAUCUGGUGUGGACAUUCAUUUCGAGAGUUAACCUAUUAUGUUGCUAUUGACAACCGUGUUCAUUUAUUAUGUUGCUAUUGACAACUGUGCUUUGGAGUAGAUGUUGGAGGACGCAGGUGUUCUGAGAAAGUGUCCACACACACUCAUCUGUGAGCUAACACCCUGUUCUGCCUACAUCUACACCUCAUGGUCCCAUGGUUUAACUAUUCAUAGGUCAGCCGACUGGCAGUUACCCAGGUCUGUCUUACAACAGACUGCUAUUAACUUAAACACACCGUAUCGAGAUGAGGCAUGUUUUAAUGGGGCUACAUCAUAAUUGUCUCUAGUUUGGAAGAGAAAUAGAGAGGCUUAUUGAACUCGUAACAUUACAAAGCAAAUAGCAGUCCUGGUGUUUGGACAACACCUAGGCUUUAAAGUGUGACCCAAUUGUUAGAGAAUAUCUACAGUCACUGUUCUCAGAUUUGUUAAUGUCUCUGUCUCUUUCUGAUGUCUCCCUGUCCAGUAAACAUGAGAGAAACAGUUUUAUAGGAGCCAAUGUCUGUGUGUGUGUCUGUGUGUCUGUGUCUGUGUGUGUGUUUGGGUCAUGCUCUGCACUCCUACUGGCUAUGCCAAGUAUGUUCCUACUCACCUGGCUCUCAGGUAUGUGAUAAAAUAGAGGGAAAUUAGCAGUAAACAAAACUCUCUUCUUCCUGAUCUCACCCUUACACAAACACACACACCCUGGGUGGUGGCGUAGCCUCUAGGACUGUCUGAGCUAGUCUGUGUCCACGCCUGUAUCUGUUCAAACACCUGUCGGCUAGUCACACAGCUAGUCACACUCCCUCUCUCUCUCCGUUCACACACAGACCUAGCAAUCUUUACCUCUACUUUUGUCUCUCACCUGCUCUCACUCUACCUGUGUGGGAGUCUACGGUUUGGGAGACCGUCUGUGGAUACAGUAUCUAGUGAAAGGAGCCAGUGGAGGAAUCAUAGGAACCAGAUUGGGAGCCAGUGGAGGAAUCAUAGGAACCAGAUUGGGAGCCAGCGGAGGAAUCAUAGGAACCAGAUUGGGAGUCAACAGAGGAAUCAUAGGAACCAGAUUGGGAGCCAGCGGACGAAUCAUAGGAACCAGAUUGGGAGUCAGCGGAGGAAUCAUAGGAACCAGAUUGGGAGCCAGCGGAGGAAUCAUAGGAACCAGAUUGGGAGCCAGCGGAGGAAUCAUAGGAACCAGAUUACAAAGGACCCGACUAUGUCAAAAGAGGGGGAAAGAGCAUCAGUGUUGAAGACCACUAAGGUUCGGACCAAGCUGAAGGGAGAUGGCAGCUGGAUGCAGAGACUCAGUGAACCCCAGUCUGAAACAGAGGAGGAGAAACCAUGGAUGGCAGAAGUUGUGAAUCAACUGAAUGGAGCGCCUAUAGACACCAGCCCUGUAGCCUCUCCCACAUCCAAGACCCCUCCCCCCCCCACCAGACCUGCAGAAGACGGAGCACCAUCUCCAGGAUACCUCAGCAGAGGGAUUUUUACCAAGACAGACACCAAGCCUGCUGCCAACUCAUCUACAUCCAAUGGCUUUAGUGGGUCAACAUCCAGCUUCACCAAGAGGCCUUCAGAAAGCUACAAGAGAAUAGCUCCUCACACAGUGCGUCCCACCUCAAACCUCCCAGUUCAAACUGAGGACCAGCUUUCUCCAGAGGAGAAGGACAAACGGGAGGAAGCAGCCGUGAACGUGCUCAAGACCUCUUCAGUCAGACAACGCUCCUAUGUCCUCUCAGCCGCCAAUAAAUAUGAUUGUACUAAAAAAACAACAGAAACCUCCCUGACCACAGAUGCUCCAUCUUUUGUGGCUAAAAGGGUGGUGAUCACAGGCAAUGAUGACUCUGUCUUCACUGAGACUCCCUCUGUCCCCAAAGAACCAGCUGCACCAUCUGUGAAAGGCGUCCCUCCUGUAUGUGUGAAAGAUGUCUCUCCUGUAUGUGUGAAAGACGUCUCUCCUGUAUGUGUGAAAGACGUCUCUCCUGUAUGUGUGAAAGACGUCUCUCCUGUAUUGGUGAAAGAUGUCUCUCCUGUAUCUGUGAAAGAUGUCUCUCCUGUAUGUGUGAAAGACGUCUCUCCUGUAUCUGUGAAAGACUUCCCUUCUGUAUGUGUGAAAGACGUCUCUUCUGUAUCUGUGGAGGGCAUCCAUGUAUGUGUGAAAGACGUCCACCUUUCAACCCCCGUCAUAGUUGACACCCCAGCAGGGAUUGACCCUUAUGAGAGCAUGAAGCCAGGGCGUACCAAAGUGGCCACUGAGCUGUCCCCAGAGAGUAGUGUCCUGCUGAAAGUAGUUUCCCCAGUGUCCCCUGUCCCAUACAAACCAGUGAAGACAGAUCCUGCCCCAGUGGACACUCUGACAGCCCUGUCUGACACACUCAUCUCCUUCGACACACGUUUAUCCAGCUCCAGAGUCCCUGACCCAGUAUGGACAGAGACAGCAGAGCCAGAGGACAGAUUGCAUGGUGAGCCAAUCCCUCAGCUCAUGGUUGAUGAUCUCCUCUCUCUCACUAACGGUCUAGAAGAGGAGUUGGUAAAGCCCAUCCCUCCCAGCCCAGGAUCUUGGAGUCAGGAGCUUCUCAGUGGAUCAGACAGUGUGAAUGAAAAUGUGUUGGAGGCACUUGCAGACGACGGUAUCCCUAUCGACACAAACAAAUCAAGGUCAUCUGACAGUGAUUCACCAUGGGAUAGAUGGAGUGCACCAACUGUCUAUAAAGAGAAGGAGGACAGCUCUAGAUCCUACUCCAGGACCUUGGACAGUUCUGCCAACCAGAGACCCAAGUCACCAGACACUGAGUCCAAGAAGUGUUUUGUGUAUCUGAAGGAGUACGUGGACGUUACAGAUCUAACCAAGCACAACACUAGAGACAAUGAUCCUGACUAUGUAACGUCUAGUUCUACCAGCCAUUCCUACAGUAGUCCCUCCUCUUACACCAGGUCUACCAUGACGUCUGCCUGUACAUACUGUGGAGAGCAGGUGGGCAACGAUGCCAAGAUCACCAUCGAGCACCUCAACAUCUCCUGCCACCCGGCAUGCUUCAAGUGUGGUGUUUGCAGUAAGCCAAUGGGAGACUUUCUGUCCAACAUGUUCCUGCACAAAGGGAAAGUCCACUGUGAGAGCUGCUAUGCCAACGUCUUGUAGGAUGCUUCCUUUCCUUGUCUCCUCAUCUCUUUUCCUUCAUGGCCACUGAGAGGUGACAAGACUGGAUGGCUGAUAUAACUGCUCUUUCCCAUCAAGACCUGUCGUCUGCUAACAGACAGGGACACUGCACCUUGGGUUUGACAUGAAUUUCCAUGUGUGAGAUUUUGUUUUCAUACCUUUGUAUGGAUCCUACUGAAUUGCAUGAGGUUAACACUGGAACUCUAUGGCAGUUAUUUUAUGGUUUAAAGAGAAUAAUAUGAUAAAAUUACUGAUAUUGUCUUCCGUCCAUUUGAAUGACCACUUUUUUUGUCUUUUUUUCUCCUUAAAGGCCCAGUGCAGUCAAAAAACGUGAUUUCCUAUGUUUUACAUAUACUGUAUUUCCAUGCUAUGAGGUCGGGAAUAAUACUGCGAAAUUGGGAAAAUUAUGAUAAUUCUCUUUAAAUGUGUAAGCUCUGUUUGGAAAAAAAAAACGCCAGAAAUGUCUGCUUGUUUUAGUGGGAGGAGUUUUGGCCAGCCUGGCGUCAUCACCAGGUGGUAUACGAAUAACAACAGGUUUUCAUCUUACAUAUCCUUCCCAUUAGGCUCGUCCAGUUAGGACUCUCACUCAGGCCUACAAAAAUAGUUUUUAGAGAAAUUGCUCUUUGCUUAGAAGCUAUUUUUGUUUCUUUUUGACAAUUUUAGCGAGGUAAUUAAUUACCCAGAAAUGGUUUGAUAUUGAGAUAAAAGCGGCUGCAUUGGACCUUUAAUGUCGUAACUUUGUGAAUUUAUUGUGAAAUAUGAAGGAACUGUAUGUAAAAGUCUCUAAAUAUUAUUAUGUAAGGACACGAUUUAACUGGGAACUGGCUAUGUAGAUUAGCAGUUGGGUACAAUUUCCCAAUUUCAGGCUUGACUGUGCAAAGUAAAUAACUCUAUAUUCGUUUUCAAAUUUUCAUUUUUAAUUGUCUGAUGCCUUUUCCUCACAAUAAACAAUAAUAACAGAUUCACAUAAACAUGAUAUAGAGU